This is a messenger RNA of Acanthochromis polyacanthus (spiny chromis), 2895 nucleotides long. It is a transcript of the gene pink1, whose product is annotated as PTEN induced kinase 1. The transcript is spliced from 8 exons. Gene Ontology annotation, molecular function: protein serine/threonine kinase activity; ATP binding. Gene Ontology annotation, cellular component: mitochondrion. Gene Ontology annotation, biological process: positive regulation of mitochondrial fission; regulation of apoptotic process; autophagy of mitochondrion. The record is from RefSeq and is a predicted model, not a curated record. Lineage: Eukaryota; Metazoa; Chordata; Actinopteri; Pomacentridae. The coding region runs from base 123 to 1850 and encodes 575 amino acids.
UGCGCAGCAACUGUCGGCUUGUUUACAUAAUAGUAUCCUUGCCAGAACUAGAGCCAGUUGCGAAGAGGCUGCCGUACAAACGGAACCUGUUAAACAGCUUAAGUUACCUUUCUGGGUAAGUUAUGUCUGUGAAACACGCCAUUAACCGAGGGCUCGAGUUGGGCCGGUCGGUCUUUCAGCUGGGUCUCCUCAAGUCAGGUGGCCGAGUCGCAGCAAAGCUCCGAGCUGACCGUUUUCGUGUAGGCCCGUCGGUCCGCACCGUUCAGCCUCAGGCUUUCCUGCCGUCUCGGUACCGAUAUUACCGCACCUCUCUGAAGGGCCUGGCAGCCCAGCUUCAGUCCGCCGGCUUCAGGAGGAGGUUUACCGGCUCGUCCCCACGGAACAGGGCCGUAUUUUUGGCCUUCGGCCUCGGUGUGGGCCUUAUUGAACAACAGCUGGAGGAUGACAGAAAGAGUGCAGCGACAUGCCAGGAAAUCCAGGCUGUGUUCAGGAAGAAAAGAUUCCAGGCCCCACUAAAGCCGUUCACCUCAGGUUAUAAGCUGGAAGAUUACAUUAUAGGGAACCAGAUUGGGAAAGGGUCCAAUGCAGCUGUGUACGAGGCUGCAGCUCAGUUUGCCCCUCCAAAGGAGAGUGACCGAACGUGUUCCCUGGUGCAAAUGAGAGAGGAUGAAGAGGAAAGUCAUACGACUCGAUCACUGACAUGUUGCUCUCUGAGAAACUUCCCUCUGGCUAUCAAGAUGAUGUGGAACUUUGGGGCAGGAUCAUCAAGCGAGGCAAUAUUAAAAUCCAUGUCACAGGAGCUGGUGCCUGCUGGCCCUCUUGCUUUAAAGCAGGACAAAGAACAAAUUUCUCUGGAUGGACAUUUCGGAGUCCUGCCCAGAAGAGUGUCAGCUCACCCUAAUGUGAUUAGAGUGUACCGCGCUUUCACAGCAGAUGUCCCAUUGCUACCAGGUGCCCAGGAAGAAUAUCCAGAUGUGCUGCCAGCCAGACUUAACCCCGCCGGCCUGGGCAACAAUCGCACUCUUUUCCUGGUCAUGAAGAACUACCCCUGCACACUGCGACAGUACCUGGAAGGUUCCACACCAGGUCGCAGGCAAGGCUCUCUGAUGGUGCUGCAGCUCCUUGAGGGGGUCGACCAUCUGUGCAGACAGGGUGUCGCUCACAGGGAUCUCAAGUCAGACAACGUGCUGCUGGAGUUUGACUCAGGUGGUUGCCCUCAUUUAGUGAUUUCUGACUUUGGCUGCUGUCUGGCCCAGAGUGACUCCAGUCUGCAGCUGCCCUUCAACAGUGUUUGGGUCAGCAGAGGGGGGAAUGCCUCCCUUAUGGCUCCUGAGGUGACCAUUGCUGUUCCGGGAUGUGGGGUGGUGAUUGACUACAGUAAGGCAGACGCCUGGGCUGUGGGUGCGAUUUCCUAUGAGAUAUUCGGACAGCAAAACCCGUUCUAUCGAGCAGUGGGGCUGGAAAGUAGGAAUUACCAGGAGAAGCAGCUCCCUCCUCUGCCCUCCGGUGUUCCAGAUGAUGUGCAGUUAGUGAUACGAUUACUCCUCAGGAGGAACCCAAACAAGCGUCCCAGUGCCCGUGUGGCAGCCAACAUGCUACAUCUCAGCCUCUGGGGUCAGAAGGCCCUCGCUAAUCAAGACAGUGCUGGCAUGAGGAAGCUGGCUGAUUGGUUGCUGUGUCAGUCUGCUGUGGUUCUCCUGAAGGGAUGUAGAGGACCCAGUGGAAACAGAGUGGAGGCGGAGCUUCAGAGGAGCUUCCUGUCCAACCUUGACCUGGAGGACCUGCGCACCGCUGUAGGCUUCCUCCUCUAUGGGCGAGAGCAGCGCCAGGCCUGCAUACUGUCUGCAUAGAUUGACUCAGACACAUAACUUAGAGUCCUUGAUAUGGUUAAAAAGGGAGCCUAUAGGGUUAUGGCUUGCUUUAAUAUUCAGUCAGACAUCUAUAGUGUUUGUAGACCUAUCCAUAACAUCUAACUGCUGUGUAGUGGAGCAAAAGCCCAGCACUGUUAAACUGUUAUGACAUCUGUGCAUUUAUUGUGAAGUGGUAUAAUCCACCCUUUUGGUGCGUCUGCAAUGUCCAAACCUGUGUUGCUUUAUGCUCCCAAAGUUGUUGACCUGUGCUUCCCACAAUAAGUUCUCAUAAAUGAGUGAAUUUGUUUCACUUAGAAUCCCUACUACACUAGCAGAUGUUCUAAUAGUCCAGAACUAUUGAACUUCCUACAAAAUUGCUGAUGUAGGAAUCACCUUAUCAUCCCUGUUUUAGCUUUUUUUUAAAAAAAAGUUUUUAGUACUAAUGGCUGUUGGUAAUUCUGUGGGGAGUGAAAUGGAAAGUCAGUGUUUUAUUUUUCAAGCUCUGAUGCACUUUUAAGAUAUUUGCUAGACAAAGCCCUGCACUCAGUUCUUUUUACAACUGUGCAGCAGUUUUGUACUGAUGAAAGUGGAGGCCAAUGCAGAUAUUUUAGAUUAAAGCAAUAUACUCUACUGUGUAGAGUAGCAUCCACUCAAAUGUUUGUCCUUCACAUUUAAUGCACAGAAAACCUCCCUAAUCUGUUAGUAUGAAGCAAGCACAAUGAUCUGGGUGAGCCAUGCAGAGUGGUCUGCUUCUGUUUGCACUUUAUGUCCAUGUUUGCACAUGCUCAGAUCCAUUGGGAUGGCUUAUAUAUGAUGCUUGUUAACCAGUAAACUGAAUAUAGAGACAUAACCAUUCACACUACCCUAUGAUUUGCUAUCAACUAGUUCAGUCUACAGUGUGCUUCCUUAAAUAUUAAAGAAUCAUGUGAAUAGAGGUGCAAGAUAAAGUGUAUAUGGUUUCAUACGAGAGAGAAAUAUUUUGGAUAUAUGUAGAUUUUUCUGCUGUGUUUAAGAAUAAAAGGGUCUGAAAGAGCUCCAAAUGUCA